Molecule: messenger RNA, 888 nt
Organism: Acanthosepion pharaonis
Lineage: Eukaryota; Metazoa; Mollusca; Cephalopoda; Sepiida; Sepiidae
Source: the annotation of a GenBank genome assembly
AUGACACUAUUUUCUUUCUUUCUAUCUUUCUUUCUUUUUUCUUUCUUUCUUCAUUCCUUCCCUCUUCUUUGUUGUUUGUUUGCUUCUUGGAUUUUAUUUCUUUCUUAUCCGGAUUUCUUUCUUUUUUUUCUUUCUUUCUUUCUUUCUUUCUUUCUUUCUUUCUUUCUUUCUUUCUUUCUUUCUUUCUUACGUUACUUAUUGUCUUAUUUAAUUCUGCCCUUCUUUUCUUUCUUUCUUCUUUCUUUCUUUCUUUCUUUCUUUCUUUCUUUCUUCCAUUAUUUAUUUCAUUAUUUAUUUAUUUCUCCUCUCUUAUUUGUUGUAUGUUUUUCAUUUUCUUCUUUGUGUCUUUCUUUCUUUCUUAUCCUAAUUUCUUUCUUUCUUAUUUUUCUCUCUCUUUUUUGUUGUUUGUUUCUUCCUUUUUCUUUCUUUCUUUCUUUCUUUCUUUCUUUUUUUCUUUCUUUCUUUCAUUAUUUAUUUAUUUGCUUGCUUGCUGCUUUAUCUAAUUCUGUCACUCUUUUCUUUCUUUCUCACUUUCUUAUUUUCAUUUCUUUCUUUCUUUCUUUCUUUCUUUCUUUCUUUCUUUCUUUCUUUCUUUCUUCUAAUCCAAAUCGAACUUUUCUUCUUUUUCUUAGUCUAUUCACUCUUUAUUUCUUUCUUUCUUUCUUUCUUUCUUUCUUUCUUUCUUUCUUUCUUAAUUUUUCUUUCUUAGCUUCCUUGUUGCAUUAUCUAAUUUUGUCUCUCUUUCAUAUUUUCAUUAAUUAUGCUGCUCUUUUCUUUCUUUCUUUCUUUCUUUCUUUCUUUCUUUCUUUCUUUCUUUCUUCUCCCAUUUUGUUUCUUUCUUUCACAGUCUGUUAUCUGGCAAUAUCUUUCCCAGAGAAAAACCCAUGA